AGAAAUAUUAGCAGUACAUAUAGAAAAGUGAAAUUGUGUGAAAACUUUAAGAAUACCAAGGAAAUAAACCCAGUUAACGAUAGAAAGUUACUGUUUUUGCAAAGUGCUUUCGUGUUGAUGUGAUGUAACAAUAGUUUGCCAAGAAAUAGCGUCGAAUAGAUCUAAAAGUGCCAAGUGGUUGGGGCUGCUAGGAGUCCCAAAAGGCAAAUGCGUCGUAGUUUGCCAAUUUAGAGGCCGGCGCCUAUAUUGUUUACAAAACAAAUAAAAAUAUUCUUAUGGCGUGCUUCGGAGUUGACUGCUAGCUUAAAACUCACUAAUAUAUAUACAUAUCUUUAGUAUUUAUUAUAAUUAACGGUACAACUGCUUGAAAGUUAUAAGCCAUGUCGAAAAAGUGUUCGGUACGCAGUCUAAGCGACAGCUCCUUGGCCGAGUUGGCCAAUCUUUUGGUCUCCACCAUCAGCUAUUCGCAAUAUGCGCCCGAUGUGCGUUUGGAUAUUAAUAUAGUGAUGGUGGAGUUGAACGAAUAUCUCACCCAGGCGGGUGCCACUUCGAACAUCUAUCAGGAUCUGUUGCGCGUGAUACUCAGCUCGGACUAUUUGGAUGCCAAUAUGCGGUUUACGUGCCUGCAAAUGUUGCUCAAUUGUGGCGUCACUUUCCUGGUUACUGAGGUCUUUCCCUUCAGCUAUUACGAGAAAAUAUUGCAAGUGAUCGCGGCGCAGGGUGCGGGGCUGAGGGUGCUCAAUCUAAAGGGGAUUUGGGUGAAGGAAGAGCAUAUGCAUUAUAUGUAUGCGAUUGUGCAACGCUGCAAGCAACUCACCAAGCUAUAUGUGCCAUAUAUAGCCAAUGAUCGGCUGCUGGAGGAAAUAGCCAAGAGCUGUACACGUCUGCAAAUAUUGGACAUAUCGGGUGAGACAGAUAUUACCGAAAUCGGCAUCGAUCUGCUGAGCAAGGGUCUGUGUGCUCAGAGUCUUACGGUUGUGGAUGUUGGAAUGCCGGGCGAAGAGAAUAUUUGCCAUUCGGAUAUAGCUUUAAUUCUCGAGCAUUGUCCGCAGGUGGAGACCCUCUCCACCUUCUCAUUUGUGGGUGCAGCUCUGAAAUUUAUUUACGAUAACAUCGAUGAUCAUUUCAAGUGUCGCUUGAAGUAUGUGCACGACACGGCCACGGAUGAGCCGACGCUUCAGAUCAUCAUGCAGACUUGCCCGCGUUUGGAGACCCUAUAUUUGGACUCUCCGAAGACGGGAUGCCUGCGUGCUCUCCACACCCGCACGCUUCGCAAGCUAAAGAUCUAUAAGUUCAUUGUGACCGAACUUUUGCCACUGCUGGAGCGACCCAUUGGACGCAAUUUGCGGCAUUUGACGAUGAUCAAGGGCAACGGGAACUUGGAGUUGAACAGAUUGGCUCGGCUAUGCCCAUCGCUUAUCGACUUGGAUUGCUACAUGAUCGACAGUUUAUCCUACGGGCCUGGUCAGGCGCGCUUCCAGCAGCUCGAGGGUCUGGAGAUACUCAGCUGUUCUGUGAUGACAAGCUCCUUAAAAGCUUUUCUGUGCAGUUCCACAGAUUUGAAGCGUCUGGCUGUGGAUACUGUGGAUUUUACGGAUGAGGAUAUAGUCAGCAUUUUUAUGCAACACGACUUCAAAGUCUUGGAGGACAUUUGGUUUACUUUGGCGCCUGAACUAACCGUUCAAGCUGUAGAGGUUCUUAUGGACAGCUGCCCUGAAUUGCAAUCCAUUGGCCAACUGACGGGCUGGUCGCUCACUCCCGAUGAUUUGGCGUUGGUGCGGGGUCUUCUAAAAAGCGGCAACUCAAGUCUUGUACUGACACCAAAUGCGUCUGCAAUGAAAUCGGCGUCGCCGUUCCCGACAGCUCUUCAAAUGCGCACGUUCGAGGAGACACUUUUAUAAAGCAACAGCAAAUAAGUGUGUGUUAUGUUUUGUAAUUCGCUUGUGAUAUUAAUGCAAUAAAAUUUCGUUAUAAUUUAAAAUUCAA
Molecule: messenger RNA, 1986 nt
Organism: Scaptodrosophila lebanonensis
Lineage: Eukaryota; Metazoa; Arthropoda; Insecta; Diptera; Drosophilidae
Exons: 4
Coding region: 381-1901 (506 amino acids)
Biological process (GO): SCF-dependent proteasomal ubiquitin-dependent protein catabolic process
Cellular component (GO): SCF ubiquitin ligase complex
Source: RefSeq, a predicted model, not a curated record